Messenger RNA from Rhinopithecus roxellana (golden snub-nosed monkey), 2264 nucleotides. RefSeq names its product cAMP-dependent protein kinase inhibitor beta (gene PKIB). Gene Ontology annotation, biological process: negative regulation of cAMP-dependent protein kinase activity. The record is from RefSeq and is a predicted model, not a curated record. Gene Ontology annotation, cellular component: cytoplasm; nucleus. The transcript is spliced from 8 exons. Gene Ontology annotation, molecular function: cAMP-dependent protein kinase inhibitor activity. The coding region runs from base 826 to 1083 and encodes 85 amino acids. NCBI's taxonomy places the organism in Eukaryota, Metazoa, Chordata, Mammalia, Primates, Cercopithecidae.
GGACGCGGGUUGUGUGACGAUCACCGAUAAUUAGUUGGUGGUUAACGCGCAAGUAGAAAAAAGAGCUCGCCCCAGGCUGCCAGCAGUAAAGCGCCACCGUGGCACGUGCCCCGGGGAGUGCCGCGGUGACCGAGUUUGCACGCAGAGCCGGACACCGCCUGGGGAGCAGCGCUAGUAGCCUGGGGGCGGGACGCGGCGGCCGCUCCCUCCGCCCCCUAGUAGCUGCCACCGCCUGGCUGCGCCCCAGCCCAGUAGCUCAGACGCGACUGCAUCCCCGGGACCGUAGAGGCUGCAGAGAGCUAGAAUCCGGAGUCGCAGCUCCGGGCCGCAGAGCGCUGGGCGAGCGCGAGCGCCAGGGCACUGGCAGGGCGGGCAGCUGCGCUCGCGGCUGGAGUCAUGCUAUACUGAAAAGACACUCAAUCAAGAGAACUCUGGGAGAAGCAGGAAACCCUGUGCCAGGGACAGGAAAGAUAGGAAGGUCUGGGGAGCUCAGAGUGACUGGCGGCAGCCUUAAUUCCCAGUUCAGUGGAAUCCUUUUGUCUCCUAGUGGAAGCACACCUCCCUUUGAAACUAAGACCUCUCCACCAGCAAAGGGCUGGAGUGAAUUGACAUGAUCUCAGCUCGUUGCAACCUCCGCCCCCGGGGUUUGAGAGAUUCUGCUGCCACAGCCCCCCAAGUAGUUUAGAUCCAGGGACUUUUAAUUCUUACGUGAAAGAAAGUGUAUCAGAAUUUUUUAAACCUGUCUCAGAAAUAACAACAUAUUUUAAUCAGAGAUUUGCUGAAGCUUCAGAGAUCACCUGCCAAACACAGGCUGAACCUGACAGCAUGUCACACCAGGAUGUUGCUAUGAGGACAGAUUCAUCAAAAAUGACUGACGUGGAGUCUGGGGUCACCAAUUUUGCAUCUUCAGCAAGGGCAGGCCGCCGGAAUGCCUUACCAGACAUCCAGAGUUCAGCUGCCACAGACGGAACCUCAGAUUUACCCCUCAAACUGGAGGCUCUCUCCGUGAAGGAAGAUGCAAAAGAGAAAGAUGAAGAAACAACACAAGACCAAUUGGAAAAGCCUCAAAAUGAAGAAAAAUGAAGGCUCAUAAUCUAUCAAGAGUGCUGAAUUUCUGCAUGUUGAAAGACUUAGUGGUUCUGUUUUCCUGAGACGUUUAAUCUGGUGGUAACUGUGGUAACAUUGCAGCCCUAAGCAGCAUGUGUAUAUUAGAUAAUUGUGUUGUGAUGCUACUCACUUUGAUUGCAAUGAUGAUGUCCAAUCUAAGCUAUUAAAAGGCGGGUUACUUCCAAAUCACACCGAAGGAAAAGGUUAAAAAUAAUACAUCAUCACAGAAAUGCAUACCAUUGUCUGUAAGCCCAACAAAAUUCACUGUUCUGCUUUGGAUUUACUUAGCCUGAUGUAUUUUUAAUUCAAUUUUUAUGGUGAUGAGCAAAUCAUUUCUUGGUAAACGUAAAUCAAACACCAUUGAUUUAAAACUUCAUGGAAUUUGUAGAAAAUUAUGGACUUUUUUUUUUUUUGGUGAGAAAGAACAAUAGUCAAAAUCACAUGGAUGGUGUUUGUUUUUAGCCAAAAAUGCUCCAGAUUUUUUCCCAAACCUCAAAAACGAUUUGGAAAAAUUGUAAAAGUUUGAUAACAGAAACAUCUUUAGGAUAUUUUUGCCUGACAUAUUUUGCUUCUAGUAUGUGCCUACUGUGAUUUUUUUUCAUGUGGAAAAUGCAAAAUUUGUAACAAAAUGGUUAUAUGGAACAUGCCUAUUAAAUGAGUUUUACUAUCUUCCUUAACUUUGGUACGUGUGUGUGUGUGUGUGUUUUACUUUAACAUGAAUUAUACAAAAUACUAGUGGUUUUACACUCUCUUAUUCUUAGGGCUUUUGUGUAUGUCUGAUUUGUUUUUAAAUACCUUCCUCAGGAAUGCAGACCUUAAUUUUUAUAUAUUUUUAAAGUAGCUAACAUAGCAGUAGGCACUUAAGCAUUUAGUCAAUGAUGCUGGUAGAAACAGUAAAAUACAUCCUUUAAAAGUAUAUAUCUAAACAUAUAUUUUAAAAGGAGCAAAAAUAAAACCAAAGUGCUAGUAAAUUCUGAUUUAUUAGACAUUUUAGAAAAAUAAUAGAAUUCUGAAGUUUUAAAAAUGUCAGUGAUUAAUUUAUUUUCAUUUUUAGAAAUAUAUGCAUGCAGUUAUAUUUUAUUUGAUUGUUGACUUAGGCCACGUCUGUAUACAGUAACCGAAUAAACUCUUUUGCUGCUAAAGAGAUUUGUUACUGA